This is a messenger RNA of Entrophospora sp. SA101, 1452 nucleotides long. The record is from the annotation of a GenBank genome assembly. Lineage: Eukaryota; Fungi; Glomeromycota; Glomeromycetes; Entrophosporales; Entrophosporaceae.
AUGAAAAGAAUUAUAAUUCAUAAUGGUCAUAAUGGCAAUAUUGGAAACGUCGUUGAUCAGAACAAUAACUGGAAAAGAACACCAUCUUUACCUUUUGAGCUUCUCAGUUAUAACAAUGCACCGCCAUUAUUAGACUAUUUAGCUUAUUUAAGACAAGUAGACUUUAAAAAAGUUUAUAAAGCAACUAGAUUUUGGUUAAAUUUGCCAAAGAAAAGUAUGGAGGAACCGUUUGGAAUUUCGGUAAAAAGGAGACAAAUCAAUCAAGCAAAUGCGAUCGUGAAAGAAUUAGGAAUAUUAUUUUUAAAUUUUGCUCAAAUUAAUAAUUUAACGAUUGAUAUUAGAGAUUUUGAUUAUGAUUUAGCAACAGAUAUUCAUGAUUGUAUUUCUUGGCCAACAUAUCCUUUACUUAAUCGGAAUAGUUAUUACAAUAGUAGUAAUGAGAAUAUUGAAAUUAAUGACGAGAACAUUGAACGUGAUAAUAGCACUAUUACUGUUAAUAAUACACAUAAUGCUAGUAAUGAAGUGGUAUUGAGGUCAGAAAUUCGAGAAUUUUUAUGUGCGGGACAAUUUGAUAAAGACAAAAUUUUAGAGGAAAUGACACCUAUAUGCAAAGAUAUUGAAAUCUUAAGUUUACAUGACUCUAGUGGUACCUCAUCAGAUUCAUUAGCAAAUUUUAUAAUGGUUCAAAAAAGAUUGAAGAAAUUUAUUUUAACAGAUUGGCAUUUGAACACUCAAAAUAUUUUCUCUGCUAUUGCAACACAAUCAAAAACCUUAAAACAUUUUGAAAUUAUAAAUUGUAACUUGCCGAUAAGAGUCGUUGACAAGAUAAAUGAAUAUAAAGAUUGGUUGUUUGAAAAUUUAACAAAAUGCCACAAAUUAGAAUUUUUAAAAAUAGAAAAAUGUCGAAAUUUAUCAUCAAUAGUAAUGGAACCUUUAGCAAAAGUUGGAUUAAAAAAUCUAAAAGUUUUAAUUAUCGACAACUAUAUUAACGAUUAUAAUGAUGAUGAUUGGGAUUGGAAUUCAAUUACAGGAGACCAAGAAUUAAAAAAUUUGAUAAGAUUAUUUGAAAGAUCUUUGUUAAAAAAAUUGGUUGAAUUGAGAAUACAAAGAAAAAAGGAAACUUUUUCCAAUACCGCCUUAAGAAGCACUUCAACACAUUCAACGGUAUUUGAAGUCAAACAAUCCCUAAUUGAAUUAGGGAAUAGUUUACCAUCAUCAAUAAAAUACAUAGAAUUGAAUAGUAUGAUGUUUAAUUAUAAGAGCUGGGAAGAAUUUCUAAAUGUUUGUCCGACUUCUAUUGAACAUUUAGCAUUCAAUACGAUGCAGGAUCAAACUAAAUACAAGAAUUUAAUUGAAAAAUAUGCAAAAAAACAUGACAAGCGCUUAAAAUGCAAAGAUUUAAGUGAAUAUUCAUGGCUAUCACCAAAAUAUAUAAUGGUUGAUUUGUUUUAA